This is a messenger RNA of Talpa occidentalis (Iberian mole), 3006 nucleotides long. RefSeq names its product MARVEL domain containing 2 (gene MARVELD2). Gene Ontology annotation, biological process: bicellular tight junction assembly. The transcript has 7 exons. NCBI's taxonomy places the organism in Eukaryota, Metazoa, Chordata, Mammalia, Eulipotyphla, Talpidae. Bases 158 to 1828 code for a protein of 556 amino acids. The record is from RefSeq and is a predicted model, not a curated record. Gene Ontology annotation, cellular component: bicellular tight junction; apical plasma membrane; cytoplasmic vesicle.
ACAGUUUCCCUCCCGCCGCGGUCGCUUUCCGAGACAGGUGUUGGCAGCAGAGUCAGGGGCGGGUGAGGGGGCUGGAGCAAAACUGAGACCCAGUCUGCCCCAGCAUGCUGACUCUCAGUAGACUCUCAGGACGCCUUGACAGGUGUGAAAAUCACAAAUGUCGUCAAAUGACGGAAGAUCCAGGAAUUGGGACAGGCAUUAUGACGAGGUCCCACAGGACUUGCCCUAUCAAGAUGGCACCAUAAGAACCCUCCAGACUCUUCAUGACAGUGAGCUGGCUGUGAGCGCUGAUCCGUUGCCACCGCCCCCUCUCCCAUUACAGCCACCAUUUGGCCCAGUCUUCUACUCAAGUGACACAGAGGAGCCAGCCAUAGCACCAGAUCUCAAACCUGUAAGGCGCUUUGUCCCUGAAUCCUGGAAGAACUUCUUUAGAGGGAAAAAAAAGGACCCAAAAUGGGAUAAGUCAGUGUCUGACAUCAGAUACAUCUCCGAUGGAGUGAAAUGUUCGCCUCCUGCCUCUCCAGCAAGAACAAACCACCGUUCUCCCAACUCUUGCAAAGAUCCUUAUGGAGAAUCAGAAGGAGCCUUUACUUCCAGGAAAGAGACUGAUGCCAUGUUUCCCCAGGAUGCCUAUGGAUCUCUAGACCGACACACACAAACGGCCCGAACAUACAGUGAGAAGGUGGAGGAGUAUAACCUGAAGUAUUCCUACAUGAAGUCGUGGGCAGGACUGCUGAGAAUUCUGGGUGUGGUGGAGCUGCUUUUGGGGGCUGGUGUCUUUGCUUGUGUCACCGCUUACAUUCACAAAGACAGCGAGUGGUAUAACUUGUUUGGAUAUUCACCGUCCUAUGGCAUGGGAGGCAAUGGUAUGGGCAGUAUGUAUGGUGGCUAUUACUACAGUGGCCCCAAAACCCCUUUUGUACUUGUGGUUGCAGGAUUAGCUUGGAUCACCACCAUUAUUCUUCUAGUUCUUGGCAUGUCCAUGUAUUAUCGGACGAUUCUUCUGGACUCUAAUUGGUGGCCCCUCACCGAAUUUGGAAUUAACAUUGCCUUGUUUAUUUUGUAUAUGGCUGCAGCCAUAGUCUAUGUGAAUGACACCAACCGGGGUGGACUCUGCUACUAUCCAUUAUUUAAUACCCCAGUGAAUGCAUUGUUCUGCCGGGUGGAAGGAGGACAGAUAGCGGCGAUGAUCUUUCUAUUUGUCACCAUGAUUGUCUAUCUCAUCAGCGCUUUGGUUUGCCUGAAGUUGUGGAGGCAUGAGGCAGCCCGAAGACACAGGGAGUACAUGGAACAACAGGAGAUAAGUGAGACAUCAUUGUCAUCCAAAAGAAAAAUGUGUGAAAUUGCCACCAAUGGUGACAGGCAGAGAGAUCAAGAAGUUCAUUUCAAAGACUUGAGACCAAAAAUGAAACCUGAACUACUGAGUGGACCCAUCCCUCCAGGCCACAUUCCUAAACCCAUUGUAAUGCCUGACUAUGUGGCAAAAUAUCCUGUAAUACAGACAAGUGAUGAACGAGAACGCUAUAAAGCUGUGUUCCAAGACCAGUUUUCAGAGUACAAAGAGCUCUCUGCUGAAGUUCAAGCCGUCUUGAAGAAGUUUGAUGAGCUGGACGCCGUGAUGAGCAGAUUGCCGCAUCGUGCAGAAAACCAACAGGAACAUGAGAGAAUUUCAAGAAUCCAUGAAGAGUUUAAGAAAAAGAAGCAUGACCCCACAUUUCUGGAAAAAAAAGAACGCUGUGAUUAUCUCAAGAAUAAACUUUCUCACAUAAAACAAAGAAUUCAAGAAUAUGACAAAGUGAUGAAUUGGGAUAUACAAGGUUAUUCUUAAACCUUACUUGAAACCACUUUUUUAUAUCAAACUUAAUAUUUAUUUACUGACUUUUUUAUUUUAGUCUCUAUGAUAGAGAAGCAAUUGCUUCCUGAAUCAGCUUCUAGUUGGUUUAACCAGUGUGUGAGGUUAAAACAGUAUGAUUUUACUCAAACAUUAUAGAAGAAAAAUUCAGAUUUAUAAGGCACCUUUACUAAGAAUGGAAAGAAUCCUGCAUUCAUCUGUGUGCAAUUUCAUGCUUAUCUAUCUUAUUAAAAUUAAAGUGAUUUAGGAUCAUACCCUCGCAGUGUGGUAAACAAGUGCACUGUCAGUUCUGGUGCUGCUUUUUCCUUUUUCACUCAGGCCAGUUCCUAGGAUUUUUUUUUUUUUUAGGACAAAUUUCUCUUCCUAGCCAAAGGUGUCAUUUCUUUGAAUCCCAAAUCAACAUCUGUAAACCUUGACAUCUUAGACAAGUUGCAUUAAUUUCUCUGUGCCUGUUUCUUCAUCUGUAAAAUGGGGCUAAUUAUAGUUCUAAAGAUUAAAUGAAGUAUAUUUGUAGCUCUUAGAGCAGAGCCUGGCACAUUGAAGCACUACAUUAGUGUUUGUGAAAUCUGUGAAAGUGUUUGUGAAAUGAAUAAACUGCCCAGAACAAGCCUCAAGAAAAGGUCUUUGAAGACCAACCAGCUCACCAAAAGGCCGUGCAUCCCGUGACUUUGUUGCACUGUUAAUAACUCACCACACAUACCCUUAAUCAGAUGCUUCCCCAUGGUUCUGGCCCCAUCGGCCCACCACAACCUCCCUGUUGUUAAUCAGUAUCGCUGUGCAGGCAUCUCCAUAUCCCCACAGACCAGCCAUUCCUGUACACAUCGAAUAAAGGAUUGUGUGAAUAAUUGCCUUUUCUGUCCCAUUUGGGAGUCCAUUCUAAGGCCCCAAAAUGUUACAAUUACUUGGAAUCUCCCUUUGAUAUAUUGGGAUGUUUCAUCUUCUCAAGAAUUAUUUACACUUUGGGCUUUAUUUAUGAGAAUGUUUUCUUUUUAUUGGUAGUAACAAUGAACUGCCUUAAAAAAUGCCUUUGAAGGGCCUCCCCGGUGGCGCAGCGGUUGAGCACUGGGUUGCGAAGCUGCCCGCAGCCUCUGCGGCGCCGGUUCGAUCCCCGGCUGCUCCCCGGCCACUGGAGGAGGGUCCCACAUGGCGCGCAG